AUGGGAACGGCGGCCGAGGCCGACCCACUCGGUUGGACGGGCUCCCGGCCGGAGUUUAGGCCGCUCCUUUGGCACCGGGCCCGCCGGGACGGCAGCACCCUGCCCGCGUCUCCGCCCCGCUUCAGCCCCGGGCGUCGGCACUCGUGCGGCCAAGGCCGAGCCCUUCGGCAGGCGCGGGGCCGGGAGUUGGGCGGACGGUGCGUGAGGUUCCCCUGCCCCAGGGCCUCCCUUACGCCACGGUCCUACGUCGGGGCUGUCGCCGAGUGCGGCACGAGACCUUCUGUACACAUUGUGAAGUGAGAAAGACCCUCAAAAGUCAAAUGUCCACGCUCAGCUUGGUGAUAGAGGUGAAGGUGCCGAUAUUCUGAGCAUGGCUACUGGGCUGAUCCAUUUCCCAGCCUGCAGUUUGUGUUUCAAGGGCGAAGAUUCAGUGCCUGCAUAUAUUGGUCGAAGAUGGAGGACUCAGCAGUGCCUGGAGGCUCUUCAGCAGCUUGCUGUAGGUCAGUCUUCUCUUCAGAUACCUCGGAUUGUGUAUGAAGAUCCUGAAGUUGAUGGAAGAAAUCGCUACAAAUAUUUUGCACAACCUCUUAAGCUGCCUCCAGCAGGUGUUCCAGAAGCUGUUGCUCAUACAAAGGCAGAGACUGAGUCGCAUGUCCAGUCAGCUGCAGGAGACAGCCAGGUCUUUGGCCUCAUGUUCCGAACUCUGGGGACCCAGACAGAUUACAGGGAUGGUGAAGGACAGACAGAUCCCUAUUCCCCUGUAUAUAUAGUUCGCAGUGGCUCAGUCCCUGAAAUUCUGACACUUGCUACACUCACAUGGGGUCGGGGGCUGCCAGCAGGACAAGCUGAGAUGGAGAUUAUUGACCGCAUCCGGGAAAAACACGCUUGGGAAGCAGCACUGCCACCCAUGGACAGUCCCUCAAAUGUUGCAAAGAGGUUGAAGAUGAUGGAGGCUAUGGAAAGGAAGGAGUGGGCCUAUAGAGAAAAGGAAAUAGAUAAAUUGCAGAAGGUUCAAAUGGAAGUCUUUAAGAAGCUUCUUCAGAGGCGAGAGGAGAAUCAGGAUGAGCUGGAUGCCAUGCGUUUGUACAACCACUGGCAAAAUCAUCAGAAGGCUAAAGAAGAGAAAAUAAGAAAGAUUCAGUGUGACUGUGCACUGAUGCUCAGGAAACUGAUAGCUAAGAGAAAGAAUUGGAUGGGAAAGAUGGAGAGACGAGAUAUCAUCAAAGAGUAUAAUGAAUUUUCAUCACAAACAUACGCUCCUCUGUCUCGAAUUGGUUUUUUCCCGGACAACAAUUCUGACUACUAUGUGGUAAAAAACUUCUAUCUUAACACUGUUGCAGGAUUGUGUGAACUGGAAAAAUCUGUCCAGCAUUCUGUCUCCCAGCUCAAGAUAAAAGCUCCAAAACCUAAAUGCACUAUCACUAAGGCUGGCUAUAUUAGAAGGUCAGGAAGACUAGAGGCCGUCCUGGCACAAGUUCACCAGGCACUACUGGAGAAGAAGAAUAAAGUCAAGGAGCCAAAGAAGCCUCCUCCUGUCCGUGAAAAAGUAGAAAGCCCUGUUCCUAAGCCACCCACUUUAAUCCUGGAAAAAACAUCAAUUGAGGAAGAGGAAGUAGACCUGGCAGUGAUGUGUCUGCAGAAGUUGCUCCGAGGCAGGGCUCUUCAGAACAUGAUGUUUGAAGGGAAGGAGCAGCGCCUGGAUCUGAUCCAAGAGCUGCGCACCAGUCACACACUCCAGGAGGAUGGACAGCUGCUCUUGAAGGCACAGAAGCAAAUGACACUGUCUUUACAGCGACAGCAUGACUCACACAUGCACCAGCUGUCCACACUGGAAAGAGACUUGGCUGCGGUAGAAGGAAGUAUACUGGCGAACAUGCUUGAUUUUCUGUCCAAAGAGCUGUUGAGGCUGCAAGAAGAACAGAAGAUCCAUGCUUUGAUCAUGCUGGCUGAGAGGCAGAGGCGGAUGCGGGAAGCAGAGGAGAGUGGACGGCGGCAGCUGGAAGAGAGCCGGCGGCAGGAGGAAGAUGAGCUUUUCAGACAGGUGGUGAAUAUUCAGGACAGAACCAUUGACACCUACUUGGAAGACAUUAUCCUGAGUAGCAUGGAGAGGACAGCUGAAGAGCAAACCAGGGAAGAAGUUCAGCAAAGGGCUGUAGAGAUCAAUGACAUUGCUUAUGAAAUGGAAAGUCGUCGAACUCGCCUACAGUCAGAAGAGAUUGUAGCAGAGCUGGUUUAUAAUUUCCUGAUCCCAGAAGCUGAGAAAAGCUUUAUGAGAGAAAGAGCAACGGGACCUGUUCUUCACAUGGCAGUUCUGCUUAAGCUUAAAUCAGCUCCCUUCACUCCAGCACUGCUUCUGCCAGCCUUCCAGAGCAGUGAGGCAGUCCCAAAGAAAACACAUCUACGCUGCUCAUCAGAUCAUCCACAGGGGCACAGAGAGGGCUCUUGCUGAUCUGGCACCGCAUCAGGAAGCAUCUGCCACCAAGAGAAAGGAGGAUUCUCCUGGUGGGACAGCCAGCACAGCUCUGAGUGGGACAGCUGCUGAAUCAAGUGCAGCUGACAGCACUAAGCCUGCCACAGUUGCACAUGAACUUGGACAAGGCUUCCACAAGGAUCCCACAGCUUCCUAGGACAGAAGAUGAGUGAGUUGAGUUUCCCUGUCCCUCUGUGAUUUGAGUUCAGAGCAUGGCGAGGGAAAGGGAAGCACAUUAUAUUUACUUUUUCAGGGCACCCUGAAUGGAAAACCCUCUCUCUUCUUUGGGCUGUCCCUCCUCCUACCUGCCAGGAGUGUUUUCCUGAACCAUUCUAUAUACAUUUUGGUGUGGCAGCUUCUUCCACUCCCCAAGUUUGCAUUGGACUUCAUUAGCUAAUUUUUCUCUUCUGAUUAUUUAGAGAAGCUUGAGUGAGAAAGCAGUGUUAGUAUUCCUUGUUUGUUUUCCUGGCACAGACCAAUAAAAAAUCUGAACCUGGACUUCUGGUGGUAUUUCCUUGCUUCAGUAACAUUAAAAGAAAAAAUACUGUGAAAGUGGGAAAUUGUGAGUUGAGACCAUCAACAGACAAGCGUGUCCCUGUGAUUUCCUUAGUAGUGUAAAGCCCAGUGGCUUCCUGCAUUAGCACUACUAUUAAUAAAGCACUGCAGCUGAACAAAACCAGUCAGAUUUUGCAUCAUUUUUUCAUAUCAUUAGUCCUUGGAGAAAGAAAAGGUGCCCCUGACCUCAGCAGGAUUGUUUCUGAUAAGCAAGCAGUGUUUGGCACAAACCUAGGUGAUAGCAGGAUGGCAUAGGCAUGGCAGGACUGAUGCAUUUUCCAGAAAUGUUACUCUUCGAGCUGACCGCUUCUUGCUUUUUAUCAUUGCAAAAAGCAGUUCUACACAGAAAGGAUGCUGGCUUUGCUGUGUGCUGGCUUUGCCAUGUUUGCAGGCACAGGGGUGCUCCAGCUCUGGUUAUUCAGGCUCAGACAGGCGCAGUACAUCUAUCACAGAUCUCAAGACUUUCUCAGCUCUCCAGCACUCACGUGUCAGAAUUCCCAGGGCUGUGGCCUUAGCACAUAAAGGGACAUUUACACCAAGCACUACAAGCACAGCCUCACCACCACACCCAAAAUGCUCAUUCAUUGAUGGCUACAGCUUAUGCAGGCAGCAGCAGUACUGGCCAUCAGUGCUACAGUGGCAAUGGGCUGAUCUCUCCCUGCUGCCAUCAUUUCUCCCUGUGCAUCGUCUUUUCCUUGUGCUUGGUCUGUAAAGGUCAGGUAUGGUUUGGCUAAUCCCAACCAUCCUGCCUCUCCUACAUAACACACACCAGCAGCUGGUCAAAAAAUGGUGCUCAUUAGUGCAUUCCUGUAAAAAUUCUGCAUCGGGUCUUUGUGUUGUGGGUGUCUUGGGCUGCAAUAUAGGAUGUGACCAGAAAUGUGUAUUCUGUCACCCAUCUCUUGAAGCUGGGUGGGGUAGUGACCCUUAUUUCUGUGGCAUGUAUUAGCUGCUAAUGGGCCAUCUUUAAGACUAGGUGGGGCAAUCAUCUUUAUCUUUUCAACAACCCAUCCUUCCUCCAGGAAGAUAUCAUCUGCUGCUGAGCCAUUAAGUCCCACUGUAUGACUGAUAAAAUUACAUCAUCCCAUUGGGAGAUGCUCCAGCCAGGGAGAGGAGCCAAGCCUUUCCUACCUAAAUAAGAAACUAAGAUUUGGGACAACAUGAUACCUUCUUUCCACUGCAUUCCAGAGGAAAACUGGACUUUUCCACAUCAUCACUGGACCUUCAGAGAAAAACUGCACUCUUCUACAGGACCAUGGCUUCAACUGCACCACAUCUGUCACUGCAAGAGGACUGUAGCCACCAUUUAAUCUGACUGACAGAGUGUCAGGUUGUAUUCUGACUCUGUCAGUGUUUUGGAAUUGUUCUUUGUAAUACUGUAUUUCUAUUUUAAUUUUCCUAGUAAAGAACUGUUAUUCCUAA
This is a messenger RNA of Oenanthe melanoleuca, 4444 nucleotides long. It is a transcript of the gene CFAP91, whose product is annotated as cilia and flagella associated protein 91. The transcript is spliced from 18 exons. The record is from RefSeq and is a predicted model, not a curated record. NCBI's taxonomy places the organism in Eukaryota, Metazoa, Chordata, Aves, Passeriformes, Muscicapidae. The coding region runs from base 371 to 2449 and encodes 692 amino acids.